GUGGCCAGCCGUGUCUCUUCAGACGUUUUCGUAGAGCUCUCGGUUCGCGACGAGCAGCUGACUCAUGUAUCGCGUGCAACUAUAAAUAUAUACGCAACCGAGAUCUCACAUGAUAGCUGUCACUUCUUUGUUACACUUAAAAAUCAGUCAUUCACCGCGUUAGUUCGAGCCAGCAGCAGUAGCAGCAGCAGAACGACGAGUGCGUCAUCUCAAGAACUCGAAGCGAGUGUUUAUUAUUUACAACAACAACAACAAAAAUGGCAUCGAUAGAGGACUGUUGGCGCGAGGCCACGCAGGGCCUCGACGAGGCGGCCAGCGAGUCCUGGCUGGUGCGCGUCCAGGAGGCCUACGGCGACGCCAAGCGCACCUAUCACAAUCUCGAGACGCUGGGCGAGAAGCUGGCCGCCUACGCCGAGGCGCGCGACUGCCUCAAGAAUCCCCGGGCCAUGCUGCUGGCGAUAUUCUUUCAAAACUUGGAUUACGACCCCAAGGCCCUGGACGGCGACACGAAGAAUCUGGAUCAGUUCGAGGCGUUCGCCGCCGAGGUCGGCAUCGAGGCGGACUCGGACCUCGCCAAGGACACGCGGCAGCUGCUCGAGGCCGCGACGACCAACAGCACCGAGGCGCACAAGAUCGACGGCGUCUACGGCAGCGAGGACGCGCACUACCUGCUCGACCUGGACAUGGCCGUGCUCGGCUCCUGCCCGGACAAGUACGCCGACUACUGCGACAAGAUACGCGGCGAGUACUCGUUCCUCAGCGAGCCCAUGUACACGGCGCUCAGGCUCAAGGUGCUGCAGAACUUUCUGCAAAUACCCAACAUCUUCGCGACGAAGGAGUUCCGGGAGAAGUACGAGGAGCAGGCCCGUACCAACAUCAAGUCGGAGAUCGAGUUGCUGUCUUAAUAACGGUGGAUGUUCGCUUCACUGAUCCACGACGACGACGACGACGAUGAUAAUAAAGCACGACCGAGUUAUGCAUAGGCCUGGAGCUUACGAUAUAACCCGAUUGCGGUACUUCGAGUACGAGUGCGCGUGUCGUAUUUAAUAGGUGGAAUUUAUUUUUUACCGGAGGAAUCGAUAUUAAUAUUAUAUAUAAAUAGUAUAUUAUUAUUGUAACGCGUGUACACCGACUUUAUUCAAAAUGGCAAGUAUAUGAAAUUUGUUAUUGUGUACUGGCAAGGGUAUGAAAAAUAAGCGACUGUUUGAAUCAGGAAAACUUGCAACGUACCGGAUGAUUUACUGCUGAGCUUUUAUUGCUCUGAGAAAACUUCUUCGGUAAAAGUUGCCACGUUCGUUGGAAAAAUUUUUGCGCAGUCAAAGUCGAGGUGGAUUUUCUAUUGUAGAAUAUGGAACGUAGAAAAAUUGUUAUAAUCAUAAGUAGUUAGACUGUAAGGCUUCUAAAACCUCCCCUAAAUAAACUACCCCUAUUAAUCUCAAUGGGGUUGAAAAUUGUUGCAACUUUUUUGCAAGGGUUAAAAAAAAUUGUAGUGCAGAAUCGGAUGCACCACACCUAUACGAGCACCUAUGACUACCCACAUGCCUGCAUUAAUUUUUUUUUAACGCUUGCAAAAAAGUUGCAACAAUUUUCAACCCCAUUGAGAUUAUUAGGGGUAGUUCUUUUAGGGGAGGUUUUAGAAGCCUUACAGUCUAACUACUAUCAUAGAGAAAAUUACUAAUAUUCUGUAACAGAAAAUUCACCCUGAGUUUGAUAGCGCACAAAUUUUGCCCGUGAACGUGAAAAAUUUCUCUCGGUAUAAAGUACGUAACAUUAUACGUUUUUGUGUGCAAUAUGUGCUUUUUUCUUAGCACCCAGUAUCGUUUAGAUGGAUGUGACUCUUUUGCACCAAUUGACUUUAUAUAAUAACGAAAACGAGGCAAAUAAAAAAAUGUCCUUAUUUCGAGCCGUGUCCACACACUCGCAAACGCGCUCAUCGUGCUACUUUUAUACUUAACUAUAACAAUAUUUAAAACGUGUUCAGACAUUGUAAUAUUGUAUUUCGCACGAUGGUCGUUAAUAAUGUCUCACGUGCGCAUACCUGUAAUAGUAAAUCCAAUCAAGCGACACGAUUGUGUGGCCUCUACUGCUGCACGCACGACGAUCGAUUACUCGCGAGGAGAACAAAAAAAAAGUGUGUAUGAGAGAGAGAAAUAAUGCUCUGCACGAUCGACAAUUUGUUAAGUUUGCCAGAUUUUUUGCUAUAUUACGAUACACGAUACCGAUAUCGCAUAAUGAUAUAACGAUAUUAUAUUGUACAACGCGAGAGAAUGAGAGAUACGACUAUAUAGAGUAAUGUAACAAUGAACGUAUGAGCUGAUUGUAUAUCGAUGUGCGUAUAUAAAUUACAUGUUAAA
Trichogramma pretiosum is the source of this 2354-nucleotide messenger RNA. RefSeq lists its product as uncharacterized. The record is from RefSeq and is a predicted model, not a curated record. The coding region runs from base 258 to 905 and encodes 215 amino acids. NCBI's taxonomy places the organism in Eukaryota, Metazoa, Arthropoda, Insecta, Hymenoptera, Trichogrammatidae. The transcript has 3 exons.